Molecule: messenger RNA, 1440 nt
Organism: Sciurus carolinensis (gray squirrel)
Lineage: Eukaryota; Metazoa; Chordata; Mammalia; Rodentia; Sciuridae
Gene: Lrrc51
Product: leucine rich repeat containing 51
Exons: 7
Coding region: 787-1365 (192 amino acids)
Molecular function (GO): protein binding
Source: RefSeq, a predicted model, not a curated record
AUGGCCACCCCCCAAGCCCAUUCCCCAUGGGAAUCUCUCCAGCCCGUACCUUCUGCGUAGCAAGGCCAGGAUGCUGCGCUGUGCCCGCUCCACCCCCUCAGCCACCCAAACAAGAAGCCCAGGCUGGUUCUGGCCCUGGAGUAUAGGCCUGCGCUGUCCUGUCCCGGUGGCUGCGUGCUAUUGUCGACUGUGGAAUGGCCGCCAAAAUCCCAGCUGUGCUGCCAGAACCUAAUCCCCUGUUCCGCUGAGCAUUUGUGGGGAGGGGCUGAGGGGCCAAGGCACGGGACAGAGUACGGCAGGCACUGGCUGGAGCCCUUAACAGACACAGGCACUGGGACCUAAAGGCUCUGCCUCUCCUCCAUGGCCGAAAGAAAAAAGAUGUCCGACUCUUAGAAGACAAAACCACACUGUUUCCACCCACUGAGCAGCGAUCUUCACAAGGCUGAUGGAGAAGCCCACCAGCAACCCCUUCCUCUAACAUUUACUGGGGACCUACUAUGUGCAAAUCACUGCUACAGGAUAUUGCAAGGAGUAUCCAAAGAUGAAUUAAACCCAGCAUCUGCACUGAGGGUCUUACUAAGUUGCUGAGUCUGGUCUGGAAUUUACAAUCCUCCUCCUUCAGCUUCCUGAGUUGGUGAGAUUACAGGGGAUAUUUCCAUUUUAACAGGGAACAAUCCCUGAACCCAAAGGAACGAAUCCCUAAUGGUGGAGUUUCAGUCAUCAGUGACAGGCUGAACCCGGACUCCCAGGGCCCAUGCUUGCACCUGAUGAAUGAUGGCCUGAACUAUGAGCAAACGGGACUACACGAACACGUCGGUGCAGGAGCCCCCUCUUGACUACUCCUUCAGAAGCAUCCAUGUCAUCCAAGAUCUGAUAAGCGAGGAGCCAAGGGUAGGGCUACGACCACUGAAGCACUCCAAGUCAGGAAAGUCAUUGACUCAGUCCCUGUGGCUCAACAACAAUGUCCUCAAUGACCUGAAAGACUUCAACCAGGUGGUUUCACAACUCCUGGAGCACCCAGAGAACCUGGCCUGGAUCGACUUGUCUUUCAAUGACCUGACUUCCAUUGACCCUAUCCUAACAACAUUCUUCAACCUGAGUGUCCUCUAUCUUCAUGGAAACAGUAUCCAGAGCCUAGGGGAAGUGAAUAAGUUAGCUGUCCUCCCUCGGCUCCGGAGCUUGACACUCCAUGGUAACCCCAUAGAGGAAGAGAAGGGGUAUAGGCAAUAUGUGCUGUGCACCCUGCCCCGUAUCACCACGUUCGACUUCAGUGGGGUCACCAAAGCAGACCGUACCACAGCUGAAGUCUGGAAACGCAUGAACAUCAAGCCCAAGAAGCCCCGGAUCAAGCAGGAUGCACUCUGAGGUUCCCAGGACCCCAGCAGUCCUGAAGGCCUGAAGCUGGUCAGCUUAGUUUAAGAAUAAAUGAUUUGAGCUGUU